GGAGGAAGUGCCCGUUGCUCCUCUGUAUGAGUUUACAGUGCAGACACUGGACGGAGUUCCUGUGUCUCUGCGACAGUAUCAAGGGAAGAUCCUGCUGGUUACCAACUUGGCCACAUUCUGAGGGUCAACGAUACCACAGUUUCACAAACUGAACGUUCUAAUGGAUAACCUUUCCCAAUCCCCAUUCACUGUUUUGGGUUUUCCCUGUAACCAGUUUGGACAACAGGAUCCAGAGAAAGACCACGAGACUCUGAAUUUUCUCAAGUUUGUGCGUCCAGGAGGGGGCUUUGUUCCUAAAUUUCCCAUAUUUGGUAAGAUUGAGGUGAAUGGCGAGAAAGAGCAUCCUCUCUACACGUUUUUGAAGGUUUCAUGUCCCUUUGUCAACCCUGUCAUUGGUGACCGAACAAGGCUGCACUGGUCACCGUUGAAAGUGAGUGACGUUCGCUGGAACUUUGAGAAGUUCUUGGUUGAUCUGAAUGGGCGACCAUAUAAAAGGUACGACCUUGCUACACCAUUCGACAUUAUUGAAGAUGAUAUUUUGAUGCUGCAACACCAGAAGAGUUACGUUUAGAUUAUGUAAAGAUAGAAAUCCUUCAAUGAAAGGACCUGUUUGAGACCAAGUCUAGAAACAGAUGGAGACUACAUGAAGAGAGUUGAGG
Molecule: messenger RNA, 659 nt
Organism: Hemiscyllium ocellatum (epaulette shark)
Lineage: Eukaryota; Metazoa; Chordata; Chondrichthyes; Orectolobiformes; Hemiscylliidae
Gene: gpx9
Product: glutathione peroxidase 9
Exons: 5
Coding region: 161-571 (136 amino acids)
Biological process (GO): response to oxidative stress
Molecular function (GO): glutathione peroxidase activity
Source: RefSeq, a predicted model, not a curated record